This is a messenger RNA of Neopelma chrysocephalum (saffron-crested tyrant-manakin), 2628 nucleotides long. RefSeq names its product docking protein 4 (gene DOK4). The transcript is spliced from 9 exons. Lineage: Eukaryota; Metazoa; Chordata; Aves; Passeriformes; Pipridae. The record is from RefSeq and is a predicted model, not a curated record. Gene Ontology annotation, cellular component: cytoplasm. The coding region runs from base 261 to 1247 and encodes 328 amino acids. Gene Ontology annotation, biological process: positive regulation of MAPK cascade; cell surface receptor protein tyrosine kinase signaling pathway.
CUGGGAAGGGAACCCAGUUCCCACCUGGUCCCACCUCUCGGGCCUGAGGGAAGCAGCAGGGACCAAGCUGAGCAAGGCCGAGCUCGUGACAGGGCUGGAGGGAGGCUGGGUUACAGCGAGGGCCAGGAUGGGGGACACUGCUAGUGCCGAGCUGGGCCGGUGGUGAGACAGGAGGGGUACGGAGGAAGAGGAUGGAGAGGGGGAGGCAAAGGUGAAGGCAGCCCUCCCCCCCAAAAAAAUAUCCCCAUCGAGCCAUCGCCAUGGCGACGAAUUUUAACGACAUCAUCAAGCAGGGCUAUGUGAGGAUGAAGAGCAGGAAGCUGGGGAUCUACCGGCGCUGCUGGCUGGUCUUCAGGAAAUCCUCCAGCAAAGGGCCCCAGCGCCUGGAGAAGUACCCGGAUGAGAAGUCUGCAUGCCUGCGUGGGUGCCCCAAGGUCACUGAGAUCAGCAACGUCAAGUGCAUCACCCGGCUGCCCAAGGAGACCAAGAGACAGGCCGUGGCCAUCGUUUUCACCGACGACUCCGCCCGGACCUUCACCUGCGACUCAGAGCUGGAGGCGGAGGAGUGGUACAAGACGCUGUCAGUGGAGUGCCUGGGCGCCCGCCUGAACGACAUCAGCCUGGGGGAGCCCGACCUGCUGGCGCCCGGCAUGCAGUGCGAGCAGACGGACCGGUUCAACGUGUUCCUCCUCCCCUGCCCCAACCUGGACGUUUACGGCGAGUGCAAGCUGCAGAUCACCCAUGAAAACAUCUACCUCUGGGACACGCACAACCCCCGGGUGAAGCUGGUCUCCUGGCCCCUCUGCUCCCUGCGCCGCUACGGCCGCGACGCCACCCGCUUCACCUUCGAGGCCGGGCGGAUGUGCGAUGCAGGGGAAGGUCUCUACACCUUCCAGACGCAGGAAGGUGAGCAGAUCUACCAGCGCGUGCACAGCGCCACGUUGGCCAUCGCUGAGCAGCACAAGAGGGUCCUGCUGGAGAUGGAGAAGAACGUCAGGCUGCUGAACAAAGGCACUGAGCACUUCUCCUACCCUUGCACCCCCACCACCAUGCUGCCCCGCAGCGCCUACUGGCACCACAUCACCGGCUCCCAGAACAUGGCUGAGUCCUCCAGCUAUGCCGGGGAGGUGUAUGCGGGCGCCCAGGCCAGCUCGGACACCGACCUCCUCAACAGGUUCAUCUUGCUGAAGCCAAAGUCCUCCAAAAGCGACAAGCCUGAAAGCAGGGAGCCCACAUCAUCCCCGUGAGCUGGCGGGUGGGGGGACCAGGGCAAGGGUCCCCUUUUUCCUCCCCAGAGGGUGGCAAGGAUGCAGGCAGCCACCCCUCAGAAUCCCCAGGAGACCUUGGCACCUCCCUGCCAAGACCUUGGGGAGCAGGCGCUGGCUCGCGCCCUGGCGUUAGUGGAGGCGACGGCUGGAUCAGCCUUGACUGACUUCAAAUAUAUAUUGAAUAUCUGUAUUGUAAGAGAUAUUUCCUUCUCACACAAAUGCAAAUGUGGUGGCUGCCGAAGAGCCCUCGGGCAGAUGCUCAGAGGUUUUUGACUCUUGGGGAUCCUGCUGGGAGGUGAAGAGAGGUGGGGGGGGGUUGUCAAGAAGUUCGGAGUGUUUUCUGCGAGGCAGGAAGGCUGGAGCAUCACCCUGCCCCGGGCACGGAGCAGCACCGGAGGAUGUGGCUGUGCCAGGCUGAUGGUGCAGGGUCCCACCCUCCCGUGAAGAGUGGGGUGCUCCUGGGGACACCCUGCCACCCCUGAGCUGAUUUUUGCACUUCAAGCUGUUUAAACUCGCUGUAGAAUUGAGAUGUCUCAGGAGAAACUGGUUUUCCUUCCAGGGGGGUUGGGUGGGUGAGCAGCCGGGCAGGGCCGAGCUCCCCGGCUUCCCCCACCCCAGCACCCCUCACUCCUCCAGCCACAGCCGUGUGCCCCCGCUGUGCCCCUGGUUUAUCUGCUGGUGGGCAACCCCGGGACUGGUUUUGGCCAGUAGCAUCUGUCUCUCGAGGGGCAGCUUUGUGGAUAUAGGAAGUCCCAGGGCAGAGAAGCUCAUGUCAGUGGGGGGAGAGCUGCAUUCCUCUGUGCAUUCCCAUAGCCCUCACUCCCCCCUCACCCACUGGGUACCAGCCCUUGCCCGGGGGGAACUGGGCUUUAUGUGCUGAACUCAAAAGCAAUUGAUUUUUUUCUAGUUCUAUUUAUUGACCUCCUUUAGAAGGGCUAUCUUUUUAUUGCCGUGCAAACCUUGUUGUUUUUUUGGAGUCUUCUUUCCGUCUGGGUCGGAUGGUUGGUGGUUUUCUUUCUGCCCUUUAAAGCUCCAGGUCCUUGUGUUGGGCACGGGGAGUGUUGUGAUGUGGGAACCUGUGGUCUGUAAAUACUGUGUCUUGGGGUUGGUGUAGCUUGUGGCUGAGGCUGGGGGAAUGUUGGGACAGAGAAGGGCCACUCCUGCAGCACGGCCGAGCACGGAGGGGCUCGUCGGACCCCAGCACUGCCCGGCAGCACGUCCUCCCCUGGGUGAGAGGUGUAACUUGCUCUCUUUUCCUGGCUACACACCUCAUCUGGAAAAGAUUUAACAUUUGUUACCAAAAAUGUUUCGGUUUUCUGUUUUUUAAGGAGUUGCUCAAUGAAUAAACAACCCUUAUCCA